Molecule: messenger RNA, 2490 nt
Organism: Neofelis nebulosa (Clouded leopard)
Lineage: Eukaryota; Metazoa; Chordata; Mammalia; Carnivora; Felidae
Gene: EPHX4
Product: epoxide hydrolase 4
Exons: 7
Coding region: 115-1203 (362 amino acids)
Molecular function (GO): hydrolase activity
Source: RefSeq, a predicted model, not a curated record
GGGGCCCCGCAGGGAGGCGCGCCGCCGCGCCGGCUGUCUCGCUCCGCAGCCCGAGUGAGCGCCGCCGCUCCUGCGCCUCGGAAGGGCAGCGGGCCCCGCCGCCGGCCCCACCCGAUGGCGAGGCUGCGGGACUGCCUGCUCCGCCUGACGGUCACGAUCCGGUCCCUGCUCUUCUGGUCCCUGGUCUACUGCUACUGCGGGCUCUGCGCCUCCAUCUACCUGCUCAAACUUUUGUGGAGCAUCGGCAAGGGACCCGCUCAGACCUUCCGGAGGGUCGCCCGGGAACACCCUCCCGCGUGUUUGAACGACCCCUCUUUGGGUACCCACUGCUACGUGCGGAUCAAGGAUUCGGGGUUAAGAUUUCAUUAUGUUGCUACUGGUGAAAGAGGCAAACCACUUAUGCUGCUGCUUCAUGGAUUUCCAGAAUUCUGGUAUUCUUGGCGUCACCAACUAAGGGAAUUUAAAAGUGAAUAUCGAGUUGUAGCACUUGAUCUGAGAGGCUAUGGAGAAACAGAUGCUCCCGUUCAUCGAGAGAAUUAUAAAUUGGACUGUCUAAUUACAGAUGUAAAGGAUAUUUUAGACUCUUUAGGAUAUAGCAAAUGUGUUCUUAUUGGCCACGACUGGGGGGGAAUGAUUGCUUGGCUAAUUGCCAUCUGUUUUCCCGAAAUGGUGAUGAAGCUUAUUGUUAUUAACUUCCCUCAUCCAAAUGUAUUUACAGAAUAUAUUUUACGACACCCUGCCCAGCUGUUCAAAUCCAGCCAUUAUUACUUCUUCCAAAUACCAUGGUUCCCAGAAUUUAUGUUCUCAAUAAAUGAUUUCAAGGCUUUGAAACAUCUGUUUACCAGUCAUAGCACUGGUAUUGGAAGAAAAGGAUGUCGAUUAACAACAGAAGAUCUUGAGGCUUAUAUUUAUGUCUUCUCCCAGCCUGGAGCAUUAAAUGGUCCAAUUAACCAUUACCGAAAUAUCUUCAGCUGCCUGCCUCUCAAGCAUCACAUGGUGACCACUCCAACACUCCUACUGUGGGGAGAAAAAGAUGCAUUUAUGGAGGCUGAGAUGGCUGAAGUCACAAAGAUUUAUGUUAAAAAUUAUUUCAGGCUAACUAUACUGUCAGAUGUCAGUCACUGGCUUCAGCAAGAACAACCUGACAUAGUGAACAAAUUGAUAUGGACAUUUCUGAAGGAAGAAACAAGAAGAAAAGAUUGACUUUUCUAUAUCUUCUAUGAGGGAUCUGUAAUGAAAUCUCUAAAUAAUUUUUAAUAAUUGUUCAUCAACCUCUUUAAGCUUAUUAGGAAAAAAUUGUUUUAAUAUGCUUUAUCAUAAGUAUCCUGACAAAUCAUAUUGAAAAAAAUCUGAGAAUGUAUGAACUUGUAACAUGAUAUCAAUUUUCUUCUGUUGAAUUUUGCACAGAAAAGCAGCUGCCUUAAAAUGUGUGCAAUAGUACAAAAAGGAAGUUGGGGGAAAUGGCUCAGUUUUGGUUUCUUGCAUUCUUUGCCCUGUUAACAUCUGGUGCCUUUUACAAAUGUAAAUUAAAGAUUAGCUGUGCCAUAUUAAAAAAAAAAAAAGGUAAACCUGCAAUGGUAUAUAAAUUUUCAUUUUAUUGUUCAAAAGUUCUUUUUACUAUUUUCAACCAUUAAAAAAUUCUAUUGUCAAAUCUCUUGGAUUUAUAGUAUAUUUAUUAGUUUGAAGGCAAAUAUGACUAGAAGAAUAUGCAUUUUGAAAACAGGCCAUAAUACUACUUAUACUGGAAAGACUAAUAACAGGUGAUGUAGAGAUUCUCAUGUAUACAUACAUACGUAUUAAACAUUGCAAAGUAGAAAAGCACAUCCAACAAAUUACUUGUCUAAAUCUUCCAGCUAAAUUGGUGAGAGAUUUAGACAAAGGAUCAAAAUGUCCUUUUGCCCCAUUAAGGCAACCAGAAUUGAAUUCAGUAUUUCCUAUGUGCACUAGAAUCUAAGCUCCACAAGGCAGAGUUUUUUACUGUUCUAUUAACUGGCAUAUAUCCAGCAUCUAGAAUAAGGGCCUGGCUCCAUUGUAGGCACUCACAUAUUUGCUUAAUGAAUAAAUAACAUAUGUGACACAUUGCUAGGCACGUGAGGGAAAUAUAAAAGAAAGAUGGCAUGGUAACAUGGAACUUUCCCUUAAAGAAGCAUACACACAACGCAGUUAAAUUAAACAAGGAUUCAAGAGUAGAAAUAAACAUUACAAAUAAGAAUGGGAAGAGUUACAAAAUAGAGAAUGAUACAAGCUCAAGGGAAUACUACUCAUUCUCUUGGGUUGCUCUCCUUUAGCAUGGGAGACAACCAGUAACAUCGCCAAAUUAUGGUUCCAUAGAAACUACAAUUGUGUUCCUAAACAAGACUAAGUUGGUGAAAAAAAUGUCUUCCUAAGUGUAGUUCUAAUAGUGACAGAAGAAAGUGGAAUGUCUCUAAGAAUUCUCAUCAUUGUAUCCUAAGCAACUUGUAUAUAUUAAUAAAAACCCAAUUUUCUGUA